AAAAGAUAGGUGGACUCCUGUGCCUGGAGGAACAAGGGAGACUAAAACACUACGAAGAAAAGUCUAGAGGUCACGAGGGCCUUGUGUCUGCAGAAUACACUGUAACAAGGUCAACAGCCCUGAGCAAAAUUAUUCAGCACAGAUGGUUCAAAAGGAAAAGACCUUCUAAGUCACUGAUCUCAUCUGUAAAGAAGAUGCUCCCCUAAAAAGCUCCCUGAAUUAUAAGUGACAUGCUGGCAAAACUGAACAACUGAUCAUCAGAUUCUGGCAUAGUGUUAAACAUGGCUUCUGAGGCUGCUCAAAAUUUCCUUCAGCCGCUGUCGUCUUGGAUGUCCCAAAUAUAUGAAGCUAUCCAACAAGCAGGAGACUCUAUAUCUGCGUCACUGCUGAACUUGAGUGGAGCAGGUCGUAAGUCAGAGGAAGAGAGAAACCGGGACUUGGAGGAUAACGGCGGCGUUUAUGAGGAUUAUUCUGAGGAAUCAGAAGAUGAAAGACACCUGGACCUGUGGGACGAGGAAUACUUGCAUCCUAGAGUAGACGAUCACGUUCCACUAACAGGUCCUGGUCUUGUUCCGCAAGCCCUCCCUUGUGGCUCUGAUGUGGCUCUGCAGAGGCAAAAACGGGUUAAAAAUGCUACCAGCUUACCAAAGCAGUGUGCUGAAAGCCCCAGGUCUUUGGCAGCCAAUGGAUCAUACUGGACUAAUGAAGAUCUCCAGCCACUUGAUCGACUUCCUACCAUUGCUGAGGAAGGUGGUGAGCCCUGCAUGAGGAUGAGAGACUGUGAGCAUGACAUCAGCAUGAGUGGCUCCUUAAAAAGUAAUAAUGGCAAGGCAAGCUUAGCAGUAAACAGUUAUGGGGAGGACGAAGAAUUGACAACAUCUUCAGACAGCGACGAUGAGGUGAUUAAGCAGUUUGAGAUCUCUGUGUCACGCUCACAAAGUUUUCGAUCGGGAGUACCUGAAGGAGCAACACAAGGGGGCUUGGAACAUAGGCCCAAAUUCAGCCGCUUGCUCUCCAGCCAAGAGGAGUACAGUACAGAGGCAUCUGAAUGUGAAGAUCUGGAUGGACUAAGCCAACUGAGUUACCAAGACAACCUAUCAUAUCGCAAAGAUGACCAUGCAUCUGUUGAUUCAAGAACAGCAACCGAGAGUAGGGGUUCUGGGCAGCGUAGAGGACUUAGGAUGGAGUCCAGCAUUGCUGAUAACGUUAGCCGGCAAGCUGUGGAAGCAUGCUUGGAAAUGGAGACAGCAUUUACCAACCAGGGAUUUGAAGGAAAUGAUGCUACUGACAGCUCAUCAGCUUGGAGCCCUGAGGAACAUGAUGAAAUGAACAGCGUACCGGUUCGUCGCAGUGCUCGUGAGCCCAUCUGUAAAUGUGGUGAUUUAGAUGUCAUCUUCAAUUACAAGGCCUCAAAUCAAAAGCUGAUAGUUACUAUCCUGGAGGCCAGGGAUAUCCCAGACAAAGACCGCAGUGGUGUGAACACUUGGCAAGUGCACACAGUCCUGAUGCCCAGCAAGAAACAGAGGGGAAAGACAAGUGUUCAGAGAGGACCCAUCCCCAUGUUCAAGGAUAAAAUUACCUUUAGUAAGCUGGAGCCAGAGGACUUAAGCAGCCAUGCCAUCCGUUUCCGUCUCUACGCGGUGCACAAGAUGAUUGGAGAGAAGAUGAUGGGAGAGCAGUUGUUCUACCUGCGCAACAUCAGCCAGGAAGGGGAAGUGAAGAUAACAUUGGUCUUGGAACCAAGGAGUAAUCUGAGCAGUGGAGACUCUCAGCUUAGUCUGUCAGCAAUCUCUCACAGUGAUAGCGCUUCCUCAACACAGUCCUUGUCGCAUGGAGGGAUGCCAGAGCUGCUUGUGGGAUUGUCGUACAAUGCCACUACAGGGCGGCUGUCAGUGGAGAUGAUCAAAGGCAGCCAUUUCCGAAACCUUGCAAUUAAUAGGCCACCUGACACCUAUGGAAAGCUCUGUCUGCUCAACUCAGUGGGCCAGGAGAUGUCUCGUUGCAAGACCUCCAUCCGUCGAGGACAGCCCAACCCUGUAUACAAGGAAACUUUCAUAUUCCAGGUUGCCCUGUUCCAGCUGUCCGAUGUCACGCUCAUGAUUUCCAUAUACAACAGACGCAGCAUGAAACGCAAAGAGAUGAUUGGCUGGAUUUCUAUGGGUCAGAACAGCAGCGGGGAAGAAGAACAAAAUCAUUGGCAGGAAAUGAAGGAAACGAAGGGGAUGCAGGUCUGCAGGUGGCAUACGCUGCUGGAAUCCUAAUAGUUACGAGGGUACCCCACGGGUCCUGGGACUGUGGGCUGCUCUUCCCUCCUUCUCAGGCAGCUGGAAACAGUUACCCCGUGGCAAGGGCUGAGCUCCGACAGGUCAUGUAUGCUUUAACAUGACUUUUCAGCCUCAGCUGUCGUGGUUAGAGGUGGUGAUGCCUGGGAGGCAUGUUUAGUUCUUGUUUUUCCUGCAUUUACCACAUCCAAAUAACUAACCAUUGGGAAAAGCAAUGGAAAAAUAUACAAAAUCCUCUCUCUGGUCAUUGUCUCGCUUGUUUUGUCAUAGGCUCAGUCAUCACAGACUGAUUUUGAUGCGGUUUUCUUCUGAAGUAAAUUCUCUUCCCUCUUUGCUCAUAUUCACGUUAAUGAUGAUUGCAAAUAUUCUUGAUGCACAGAUAGCUUAUUAGUCUAGCCUGUAUGCAGCUUACACUUCCUCUCCUUUACUAUUGUGUUUCUAAGUCCUAGAAAUAAACGUUUGAUACCACUGCAGACUGGAUGAUAUAUUUUUCGGGCAGCAUGGGAAAGCACUACAGAAUUCUCUGUCAACUUUUAAGUGCCUAGACAUAACUGUUGUUCUCCUAUAGUAGCAACUAAUAUUAUUCAUUAGGACUAAACACUACAAGUAUUUUUAAUUAGGUAUGCUGUGCACUUGUUAGUCUGUAUUGCCAUAGGUUUGCAUGAGAGAUAGCUAGCAUCAGUUUUGUAUUGUGGUUAUAUAAUGCAUGUUUAGUUGCCGCCUUGAAGUUUGUGGCUUCUGUCACCAUGAGUACCAAAAAAAAAGAAAAAAGAAAAAAAAAAAAAGAGAGAGCAGAACAAGCUGCAUAUCCACCUUUGUGCCUAAAUCACUCUUUUCUGCAUCAUUGUCCUGACCAUGCGAUAUCUUGUUUAGUAAAAGUUAAGUUCAUUGGGAGAAGCAUUUCUGCGAGUAUGACGCAGAGAGGUUUUAAAUAUUGUUUCUCAGUGAUUCAGUUAAGCACAACUCAGUUUGCCUAGGGCUUUUCUUCAAAUGUCCUAUCCUGUAAAAAUCUUCUGGGGAUCUGAAAAGGGAGUAUUUUUGGCACUGCGCACAAAAUAGGGCCACAAUGUGUCACCAUAGUUUUGGGGAAAGCUCUGCUACAGGCAAGAAGUAGGAUCCAGGGGACCAUCUCCUAGAGGGGCUGGCUCAAUUGGGCUAGCAUGAGAGAAGAAUAGUCCUCUUCCUGCCUUUAGCUGGACACAGGGCAAGGAGCAGGCUUGCUGGAUGAGGUGAUGACAUAUUUAUAUAGUUACUUUUCAGACUAUGUUGCCUUUUUCCAUUUUAAUCUUUUUUCCUGCCUGUGUGAGCUGAAGUCAUGGAGUCAAGAGACGGGGAGAAGUCUGCUGCUUGACUGUUGAAAGUUUAGCAGUUGUUAGCUGUUGUGAAGCUGCACGUGACAGCAGAGGACAUGAAUCCUCUAGUGCAGUGAUUGUAUGUAGGCAGUAAGGUGCCAAGAGCUUCAAAUACUGUUAGUUGCCCAGUUUCCCGUUCCCCAUGUUCUCUAGGAGUAGACUGGCAUUUCUUCAUGCCAGUGAUACUGAGGCACAAGAAAUAUCUUGCUGAAAAACUCACUCAAUACUGGACUAUUUCUUGGGUUUUUUUGUUGUUGUCAACUGAAACCAAUUCUACUUCUCACUGUACCACAACAGCCUCGUUCCCUUCUACAGUGCUGUGCAAACCUAACUAAUGCAAAUUUUAGCCCUGGAUGUUUGACCAGAAAUAAGCCUCAGCGCUGGUUCGCAUUGCACCAAAGCGAGCCAGCGCCUGGUGGGCAGCAGGGACAACGUGGUGUGAUGCACAGGCUGUGUCUGUCUUCAAACAGGGCAGUCCAGCAAGUGAGAACUGUCUGCAUGUAGAAAGACCCGUGGAACGGGUGAGAUGAACUGUCCUAAAGAUCAUGGUUUUAUAUAUUCUUUUCACUAACCUGUCUGAAUCCAGCAUCUUUUAUUGCAAUGAGACUGGUGGCAUCCUAUGCAAAAGGGUUGUCCUCCACUGCCUGAAUAAGCUGGCAAAAUACCUGCUUUGCACUACUGGAGCUUUGCACUACAAAGCAGGAUCCAACCCAAAUAUAAUUGAGCGAACAAAUACAUUUCUGACUGCACUGUUAAAGCUGCUGAAUUAUCAACAGGAGAGAAAAUGAGCACUUAGGGCACAACUAGCAGAAGAGGUCCAUUUAUGUAUUUCUUUAUCCUGUACUUUUCUUCUGGGGGGGGUGGGAACACAGGAAAUUACCACAUUAAAAAGGUUCGUUUGUGGAUUUCAGUUGUGUUUUUGAAUCUCUGCAUCCUUUUUCCUCAAACCUCACAGAAUGUAUGAACAAGUAUAUAAGAUGUCUAUGUAUAAUAAACUAACUGAGAUUCUCUUCAUAA
Struthio camelus australis is the source of this 4651-nucleotide messenger RNA. The record is from RefSeq and is a predicted model, not a curated record. Lineage: Eukaryota; Metazoa; Chordata; Aves; Struthioniformes; Struthionidae.